Drosophila rhopaloa is the source of this 511-nucleotide messenger RNA. Its product is annotated as prisilkin-39. Bases 74 to 442 code for a protein of 122 amino acids. The transcript has 2 exons. NCBI's taxonomy places the organism in Eukaryota, Metazoa, Arthropoda, Insecta, Diptera, Drosophilidae. The record is from RefSeq and is a predicted model, not a curated record.
GUCGGCUUCCACUCGGUGCAUACAGACUUAAGAACCCUAAUCCUCCCAAGAACCAAACAAACAAAAUCUAAAAAUGAACUCUAUGACCGUGCUCGCAAUCCUCGCCGCCUCCUUGGUCCUCUGUGCAGGCGAUGUGUCGCACCUGUCGCGCAGCUAUCUGCCCCCCUUGAGUGGCGGCUACUCCUCCGGGUACUCCUCGUAUCCGUCGUACUCGAGUGGAUCCGGAUACUACUCGGGUGGCGGCGUUGGCAGCUACGCCUCGCCCGUGGUCUCCUCCAGUUACAGGAGCUAUGCGGUGCCGCAGUACACCACCUAUGCCACGCCCUCUCGCACCUACUUGCCGGCGGACACUGGAUACACCGGCUACUCCGGAUACUCGGGCUACUCCGGCUACAAUGGCCUGGACACCAAGUACGGCAGCAAUGGUGGCUACGUCUACUAGGUCACCACUUUGGGAGGCCAGCAACAAUGGAGCAAGCGGACAUCUAUAUUCCUCAACAUUUUUUUUUUG